Messenger RNA from Nomia melanderi (Alkali bee), 1747 nucleotides. Lineage: Eukaryota; Metazoa; Arthropoda; Insecta; Hymenoptera; Halictidae. The record is from RefSeq and is a predicted model, not a curated record.
GAGGAGGCGACGGCGGUACCGUCCUUGGGGGUAGCGUGGCGGUUCCAGGCGGCGUGCCCGGUAGCACCACCCUGACGGCCAUCAUGGAGACUAAAGACGCGCGCAUACAGACCCUAGAGAAGCAGGUGACAUUGCUGGAGGCCGAGUUACAGCGUAUCAAGGAGUGCGGCGGUAGACUGAGGGAGCAGUUGCUGAAAGCGACCGCCGUUCCGAGUAGCGGCGGUGGUCUACAGCAUCAGCAGCAACAGUCGCAACAAUCAUCAUCGGUACAACAGCAACAGCAACAAGCGCAAACUAAUAAUAAUAAUAAUCUAGCCGCGGGAGGUAUCGAAUCGCAAAUGCGACAGGGAUUGGUGACGGCCAUGGGUGGUGGUUAUUCACAGCAGCCCGGCACGUUGGCCCUGGCCAGGGGACCGUCCGUGAUGACCUCGCUGGUACCGUAUGGUCACACGUCGUCCACGGCAUUAACCAGUUCAUUGCUUGCCGGUUCGACAGGUGGGACCAUGAGCGGCGUAGGAGGUGGGGGCGGUUCCUCGUGCCUGGCCGGCAUCUCGUCGGGCGCUACCACUGGCGUGGUCAAUCCCUAUACCGAUCGUUACGCCGAUCAUCAUCUCCAUCAGCUUCACCAUCACCACCACCACUUUCCCCAUCAUCAUCAGCCUCAUCUUCAUCAUCAACAGCAGCAGCAGCUGCAGUUGCAACAUCAGCAGCAAAUGCAGCAACACUUGAAACAAAUUGAGCCAGCGGCGCAGGGCGCGCUGGCGUUGCACGCGCACAACUUCAACAAGCACGACAUGAACUUCAAACGGCAAGUAAGUUUCUUCAUCAACAACGUGCGCAUCGAAAAGAACGACGCCGUCUAGGGACGUCCGAACGGAUAUCUAUCGUCUGUCGCGUCAUGCCGGACCUGGCGCGCCGCAGGUUCUUCCUCCGCGUGAGUACCCCUUAUACACCCGAUCUCUCUCAAAUAGGUGUCCAGGAAGAGAGAGCAAGAAAGCGAGAGAGAGAGAGAGAGAGAGAGAGAAUGCGUGUGACGAGCAAGCGCUUCUAUAUAUGUAUGCGUAAACCUGUGUGCGCGUGCGUGUGGAGGUACCUUUCAUCCUUACGCCGACGAGGCAAGGGUGUCGCGCGACGAUCGCGAGCAAGUCGAUCGAUCGACCGUGUAGGAUCGACAUCGUCGAUACCGGUGAGAAUGGGAGAGAGCGAAAGACGAACGAAGCGAAUGCUUGCGACUGGAAGAGGUGUUGUGUGUCUGCCUGUUACCUGGUCACACUGUCAGAGACGAAGGGAAAACCUAAGCAACAACCUCAUCGCCAGGAAGCCGCGCGACGCGCGUGGUCGUCGUUAAUCAUUUAGCUCGAUACGUCCCGAGAAUCUUUCGAUUCCUUUCGUCUUCUCUUCGAACGAAAACCGUCGCGUCGCGGCGCGCCGUACGAGCCAGCCGGAACCGGAACGAGGUCCGAGAAACGAACGUCCAUUUCUUUCCCGACCGCUACCGAUCAAACGCACACUCGAUCCAGCAAAUCGUCCCGUCGGCGGCCAACUCGAACGGGGUUGGCCCGAGACGCGAUACGCUUAUUUUUCUAUACUUUCGACGCGCGGCCUGUGCUCUCCCUUCCAAUCAGACGCGAUCGUCGCUUCUCGUCCUCUCGCCGAACGACUCGUUUCUUCCAUGCACCGACGCGCGGACUCGUCUCGCUUUCUCGCCAGCUCGUACGCGCGAUCGCGGCACCGUGUUUAGCGUACC